Messenger RNA from Cuscuta europaea, 9850 nucleotides. NCBI's taxonomy places the organism in Eukaryota, Viridiplantae, Streptophyta, Magnoliopsida, Solanales, Convolvulaceae. The record is from the annotation of a GenBank genome assembly.
CGUCAACCCCUUUCCUCUGCCGCCCCAAGCCAUCAGAUAGAAGCUAAGCUCUUCGAUUCCCCCACUUUUACCUUUUCUUUUUCUUCUGAUUCCAUUCAUCUGCAUCAAGAAAUAUUAUGGUUUAAUUUCGUUCGAUCCUUUAGAUUUUACUUUUCUUUUUUCAUUUAACGGAUUUUCUUAGUUCUGUAAAACCAUCUUCUUUCCGAGAAUCGAUUAUUUUUAAAUGUAAGAAACAAGAUCAACCGAAAUUAUUGAUUUAGUCUGAUUACACAAUCAAGAAUCUCUAAGAAGGUUCACCAAAGAAAUCCAAGAAAAAAGUUGGGUUUCAUCAAGAACCGAUCUUUUUAAACAGAUUUGAUAUGAGCAGCGCAUAUAUCUAUAUAUUUUCCCCUACAUUCAAUAAAAAGUAGGGUUUUGUCUUACAUACGUAAUACGAUAGUAUUUGAGAUGGCCUUCAAGAAUCGGAUUCUUGAUUAUGUUUUUAUAUUUACCAUUUUCUCUCUUAAAUCCCCAUAUUUGUUCCAAAUGAUGAAUGUCCGGGGAUACAAAUAUAUUUACUCACAUAUUUACCACUUUCUCUCUUAAAUCCCCAUAUUUUGUAUAGUGUCUGGGGACACUAUACAAGAUUGGAUCGAUACAAAACACUACUUUCGUCCCAAAUUGAUUUGCAAAUUUGAUUUUUCUUGGUCAAAUAGUUUCAUUUUAUUGCUUAAUUCGAAUGUCAUUUUUUAAUUAUAUUCUAAUUUUGAUUUUGCAACUUUGAAGAGUUUUUUAUGUAGUUUCUAAAUAUAUAAAUUUUAAUUAUUAAAAAUUGAAUUAAUUAUCGAUAGGAAACAUUCACUUGUAUUGUUGGUUGACAAAAAAAUGUUGACUUUGUAAACAAUUUAUGACGUAGAGAAAUAUUUUUGAAAAGAUUUACACAAUUUUUUUGAGUGGGUCAGGUCCUAGGUUGCCCUCUAGAUCCGCCCAUAUCUGUAUAUUCACAUGCUUACUCUAUGUCUGCUUGAGAAAUGAGGAAUUUUUAGUUUUACGUUUAUCUUAUGCACUUUCAUGAAAUUUCGGGUACAUCAAUAAUCACUUUUUUAACAUUUUUUGUUAAUCUUAGGGUUGUUCAAUCUCAAAAUCAACGCACCACUUUCAUUCUCAUUUCAGAUCGUUCUCAUUUGAUCCAAUUCUAUAUAUAUGACGUCUGGCGUGUGCAUGGAAAUCAAUGGGGGGAGCAAUGAAGGCAGACAGGCGUUGUUUGCAGGUGUAGCAUCUUCAAGAUUCACAUGCAAAGGGCAGUCAUGAGUUGGUGUAAGUUUUGGAUGGAUGACUUUCUUUGAAAGUGAGAAUCUUGAUGAUGCUGCAUCAGCAAUGAACGCCUAUAUCAAUUAUCAGACUCCUCCGAUCUCCGGCUCGACGGCUUCUCAUCCGAUCACCUUACGUUAUUUCUCGAUACCUUAACUAUUAGUAAGUUACACUUUGAUACCUUAACUCUUAAAUGAAUCAAAAUAGUACCUUAACUAUAUAUAAAUGUUUCGAAUUGAGAUUUUAUUCAAAUUUCUGACAAAAAAAAGCAUUCAUGACGAUCAAGAUUUCAUGUGUAGAGUCACUCUAUGGUGAUCAUAUGGACAAAAAAGGUGAAAUAGACUUUAUGCAUAGAAUUCUUGGCGCCACAUAUGAUUUUUUGGUCAGAUGUUUGAAUAAAAUCUCAAUUCAAAACAUUUAUGUAUAAUUAAGGUACCGUUUUAAUUCAUUUAAGAGUUAAGAUACCAAAAUGCAACAUUACCAAUAGUUAAGGUAUCAUUUAUACAUUUUAACCUUAUUUCUCAUAUAUUCUCAGAAUAUACCUUUAUGUCUUUAUGAAUUGGGCCACCGAAAUCUAGUGAGAAGAUAUUAUUUAUCCAUCUUACGGUAUCAUUAUUGUCUUAUGUCCUUUUCGGGUGGGUGUAACGGUAAGUAAGUUGGAUUUGCUGUUGUUGAACUCUUUAUUAACAUUCUUUACUCGUUUCAAAAUCUUUCACGGAAUUUUGUCCACGAAGGAAAAGUUUAGAAAAACAAUCGUAGAAUUUGACUUUGCACUCAUUUGUUUGCACCCCAUUUGUUACAUAUUUAUUUUUAAAUAGAAUUUAAUACAUCAAAUUCCCUCAUAUUAUAUUAAUUGUCAAAUAAAUGAAAAGUGAUUAGUGCAUUUGCAUAAGUUCAAGAUUUUGACAAAUUACUAGCAUAUUCAAUCAUAAUAUUAAUACAAGUGAUUUCUGAUUUGUUAAAUUUGUUGUUGAAGGGAUUUUGUGCAUGAAUAAUUAUAACACAAAUGGUUUGAUACAUUAAACCCUUUGAACUAAGUGUGUGCAUUUUUUUUUGAAAAUGAGCUCAAUCUGGUAAGUAGGAUGUUGUAUUUUUUUAGUAUUUUUUUAGUAAACCCUUUGAACCCUUUGCCUCUUCAGAUUCUCUUUAUAGUAUUUUUUUUAAAACCCUAUAUAGUAUUGUCUUCUUUCCAAAAAUGUUUACCAUAUUCACUUUUUUUUGUUAAUGAUAGCAAACUUUGGACAAUAAUUUUAAUUAUUAUAUUUAUAUAUACUUUAUAUAUUUAUACUUUUAAGAAUAUUUUUUGAAUAAUGAAUAUUUUGAUAUAAUUUUCAUAUUUAAAAUAAUUUUGUAUUAAAAAUAUCAUUUACCAAAGUAGAUUAUCAUUCGCUAAGAAAAAUGAACCCAGUGAACUUUUUCGGGAUAGAGUAUAUAAUUAUAGGUGGUAUAUAUCUCCACAACUGAGAUGCAAAGUAAAACCUCUUUUACACGUUUUUGUGAUUUAAUUUGAAUAAUAAUAUUUGUGGGCCUUGUGACUGACUCAUAUUCGACUCAUUACGUACAAAAUGUGUUUAUCAAAGUGAACGCAAAUGUCAUUUUUCCAUUAUUAGAAUAAUUUUUAAUUUAAUGUUGGUGAAAUUGCCUUUAUGCUAUUUUUGUUUGGUUCACUUUUUUUCUACGAAGUACUCCGUAUUUAAAUAUAUUGCUUUUGACAACUGGCUUGAUGAAAAGUGGUGGAAAAGACAGACUGCAUAGAUCCAUGGAACUGUGAUUAUUCUUCUGCGAACUUCAAGUUCUGACCAAUAAAGAUGAUGAUGAUGUUAUGUUAUACACAUCAGGUACAUCACUACCUGUGCCCAGGUGUGUCUCCUUCACAUGGACCUGUUCUCUUAACUUAUUAUUGGGUAUUUAUAUUCUGAAUGAUGUACUCCCAAUUAAAGGUUCCCAUUGUAUAAAUGGAAUGGUUAUUUAGAAAAUAAUUAAAGUAAAAUAAUUCUCGUAUAUUUUAAGAAAUAAUUUUGUUGAGUAUACAAUAAAAUAGGGACGUCAUUGAUGAUAAUUGUGAUGUUAUAUUAAUAGAAAUAAUUACAUAAAUAUGACCAAAAUAAAGAUGAUUUACAAAAAUAUGACUAAUGACUAGAGUAGUAAUGAAAUCAUAGUAAUUCAUGUUCAAGUUUUGAACUUAAGUUACCACAACACCACAUUAUGUAAAUAUGUUUUAUUUUAGUAAUAUUCUUGUAAAAAGCCCAUAUUAAUAUUUGAUAACAAAAAUGUUAUUACCUUCGUCCCAAAAAAUACUUCCCGGUUUGACUUGACACAUUUAUUAAGAAAGUGAAAAUAAAGUAGAAAUGUAUGGUUGUGGUUGAGUCAAAAGGGGAAAUGAGAAAAAAAUUAGGACACUCCAAAAUAGUAAGUGGGAAGAAUUUUUUGGGAUGGAUGGAAUAUUUUAGAGUAUUAAUUGUUUUCUAAAAUAGAAAUGGAAACCUUUAUAUGUGACGUUUAAAAUAGAAAACUUGGAACCUUAAAAUGCGACUGAGAGAGUACUAAGACAAAGUUUUUGCGUGUAUCAUUCAAAAACGUUUUUUAGUUUACAAAGACAAAGUUAUUUGUAUAUAAACAACUUCUAGCUUAUACGAAGUAUAUAGAUGAAUUGUCUAUAUAGAGAAAAUUUUGUUUACGUGGACACAAAACAUGAACGAAUGAUGUAUACAAAAAAUUGUACACCAAACAUUUGUGAGUUUUUUUUACUUUCCCUAAUAUGAGGGGGUAAUAGAAUAUUAGAGGCAACCGAAUAUUAGAGCCCAUUUAGGAACUCAUAUUUUCAGCCUCGGUUACAAUUGUUUACCUUACACUCAAUUUUUAUUACGCGCACUGAGAUGUAUAAUAAUUAAAAUAAGUAAGAUUAAAGUUAUUUUUCUGCCUCAUGUUAAUCUAAACAACCAUUUUAGCUACUUUCAUAUAAUUUUUCUUAAUUUUAUUAAUAAAAUAUAGCUUGAAUACAAUAUUUUACAAUACGUUGAUUCGGCCACUUUAGUUCAAAUUUCAUCAGUUUUAGCCAAUUAAGUAUUACUCCCUCCAUCCCGAAAUUAUCUUCAUUCUUUCUUUUUCAGUCUGUCCCAAAUUUAUCUCCUCUUUCCUUUUUUAAUAAAGAAUAUGUGGUUCACAACCAUUCUUACACACCUUUCUCUCAUCUGCACAACUCUCCACCAUACAAAUCCCAGUAUCUUAAUUCUCGUGUCCAGUCAAAACCGGAGUUAAUUAUGGGACAGAGGAAGUAUCAAACAGGUCGUUAAUAAACAUAGGGUGAGUGUAUAAGCCCUUUAUUACAAGAAUUAUGUCUAUACAAACAUUAUCUAAACAAAUUACGUUUUAGACAAGUUAUGUGUAUACAUAAACAAAAUAAAAGAAAAUUUCCGAUAGUAAGUAAAAAAUUCAGACAAUGAAAUUGAGAAGUACAUUAUCGACCUUUAAAAUAUCGUGGCAUUGCAUGAAUAAAUAUCUAAAUUAAAUUAAAUACGUAUAUAGUACUCCCUCCGUCCCGCUAACAAUAGGACAAGAGGGAGUGACACGCAAAUUAAUAAAAAGUGGUUUAUGUGGUUGAUAUUGAAUUGUUAAAGUAAGAAUAAAGUAAAAAUGAUUUAGAGUCAUACAAACUUUACCAAAUUUGAUAUGAGACAAUCUUAGUGGGACAGAAAAAGGCGGCCGGCUGCUACGCAUUCCACAUGCGUUCAGAUAACGCCAUGGUGACGUCACCACGCACCCAGGACGCUCGAACGGAUGGAUUUGAAAAAAAACUUUUUGACAUUGUUUGAACGGGGGAAAUGAUCCAAUGGCUGAAAUUGAAAUCCAAUGAUUGAAAUAAUUUAUUUUAUUUUCCAUUAUUUUUAACGGAAAUUUCCCUAAAUAGGAGUAAUUGAGGUUUGAAAUUCCAAAAUAGGAUUAAUAUGUUUUUCUUCCCGAAAUAGGAGUUGUUACUACCAUGUAUGAAAAAUAUUGUCAUGAUUAAAAAAUAUUGUCAUUAAUUAUAAUAAAUACAGUCAUGUUAAAUGCAUUGUACUCCAACUACUUGGCAGUCACGCCUACAAGAUGACAGUAAAUACUGUCAUGUUAGUUCUAUUCGAGAAUAAAAACAUAGUAGUCUUACUUUAGAAAUCCCAAAUCUAUUUACUCAUAUUUUGGGAAAUCUCCCUAUUUUUAAUUGAUAUUUUGUCUAAAUAUCCUGUAUAAACACCUCAUUCUUUCCUAUUUUAAUCACAACUAUCCCAUCUAUCUCAUUCUUCAUGAUAUUUUAUUUACUGUCUAUAUCUGUUAUAUCUUCCUCAAGUAGGGGUGCUAAAUGGAGUGUUAAAUUCCAUGUAUUGUUAUUUUAAUUUAUUCCAUGUGCUAGUAUGUUAAUUCUGUGUUGUUAUUUUAAUUAUGUGUUGUUAUUUUAUUGUUCACGUUUAUUUUUAUUUAAAUUCCAAUUAUUUUAGACACACAAAUUAAGAAGAGAAUACAAUGCUCCAAUGCGUUUGAACGUAGUUCAUCGAAAAACGUAAAAAACAAUUAAUGAUUGUUUUACAUCGAAAUGUGUAUUUUUUAUUUCAUAAUUAUUCAUAUAAGAAUUAUAAGGAAAACAUCACUUAUAAUAAUUUAAUUAAUGUUUUACUAAAUUGACAUGUAAAAAAAUAUGCUGAUUAUAUUUUAUCGACGGUGCUGAAUGCAGGGAAAUAUGAGUCAAAACACUGUUGCGGGCGUGUGACCAUGCCACGGAGGUUUGGCAGGCGGCUGGUUUGGGGCGCAAGGUGCGCACAAAUACAGGAGAAGAAUGGGUUCAGGCAUACCUAGAGCGAUUAACUAAGGAGGACAGGAGUAAAUUUAAAAUGCUGGCAAGGAGUAUUUGGAAGCGAAGAAAUAAUUGGGUGUGGAAGGAGGAGUGGCAGGGGAAAGCAAGGUACUUAAUUGUGCGGUCAACAUGCUGACCGCAUGGAGUGGUGCAGGAGACGGGUCUAAAGCCCCGUAGGCCUACCCGAGAGGAGGAUACUCGGUGGGAGUGCCCAGGGAUCGGUGAUUAAAGUAAAUGUGGAUGCAACUGUUAACUCAAGUGGCGGGAUUAGAGCUUUGGAUCGGUGAUUAUUUAUUUCCUAGCAACCACAAUACUGUUAUGCAACCACAAUAAGUAAGUUUAAGCUAUGUUUGGCAAGCAUAAGUCUAUGCCUUCUAGUUUUUGUACUGUUCAAAAAGUCUCUAAAAGCUUCUAGUUAUAUGUUUGGCAUGACUACAAGGGGUAGCAUCUGAAAAAAUCUCGUGACUUUUAGAGUUUUAGUACUCCCUCCGUCCCAAUUUACUUAGCCAAACUUGACUUUUCAAGUCAACAGCGUUUAACUUUGACUGAUUAUAUGUUUAUAUAGAGAAAGUAUUGAUAAUAUGAAAAUGACAUGAAAAUGAUCUUUGUUAAAAACACUAUUAUAAAAGUAUAAAAUUAUCAAACUUUGCAUAAAUAUAUUAGCUUAAAUAAUUGGUCAAAGUUAGAAGCCGUUGACUUGAAAAGUCAACUUUGGCUAAAUAAAUUGGGACGGAGGUAGUAUUAAUUAGUCCUAACAGCUUGUAUACCAAACCGAACUAAAUCACACAGUUAGCUUUUUACCAAACAGCUACAACAUUUUCUUUUUAAGAUCUUUUCAGUCAUUAAAAACUAACCGUUAUUAAAAAGCUCACAAAAUUAUUUUUGAUGAAGUUCAAGUUUAAUAUAGUACAGCUGAUUCCAUAAUUAUCUAUACUUCCUUAACUCAUUUCAUUAUUCGAUGGCCUCAAAUAUUCUUCAUACUUAAAGAAGACUUUCUAUUUAUAGAAGACUACUUAACAUGAAAUCUAUAGCUUUUUAUAUGUCAUGUGCUUUUCAAAAUUACACAUUUUUAUCAAUAUCAAUAAGAUAUAAGCAAUACAAUUUUGUAAACUUAAAACUAGAAAUAAGUGAAAAAAUAUGAAAUAUAAAUAUAAUUUUCUUCUUAAUUUUUACUAAUUCAUCCUUUGAAGGAAAGCGGUCGUCUCCCUCUCUCGUAGGGUUUGCUAUUUCCGCCGCCUAACUUCGGUAUAGGUUGGUGCGGAUUUUGUUGCUUGGAAUUUGAUUCUCUUUAGUGAUUUGAUUGUUUCUACGAUGUGGCUGUCUGUCCUUGGAGUCGGAUUUACAUCGGCGGGAGAGCCUGGUUUGAGUUGGCGGUUUAGGCGUGGGAUACACUUGCCGAGGCUUAUCUGCUCUGCGGCUUGGCCAGUGGGUCUGCUAUCGGUGGCUAGAUCGGCGACAAAGAUCGGGUUACCAGGUGAUGGCACAGGGUCGGCGGCAGUGGGACAGUUCUGGCGAGGAUGGGAGACCCAAAUCCGUGUAGACCUAGUCCAUGCCAGAUGCAAUUCCGACGCUUGGUUUAUUGAGAAGAGCUGUAUGGAUGAGACUUUUGUUCCUCAAUAUUGGAUGCCCAUGCGAUUCUUGAUUGGUGUAGGGAUAUAUUGCAGGCGCAGGAAGGAAACAUUUUUGAAGGCUACCAAGCCUUGUGGACAGAGGACUUCUCAACUAGGAAUGACGGAGGUGGGAGAACACAUGCAGUACGAGGAUAUCGGAGGGGACAACAUGGCACUGGGUUAUCAAAAAAUGGAGAGGGGGCGGGUCAUGGUUAUCAGACCCCGUGAUAGCUAGCUCUAAAGAUAGUCCAGGUCAGGGAAGGACAGGAGAAGAUCUUCGGGAUACAGAGGGUGCAACCGAAUUUCCAGUACUAUGUUUUCUUUACUGUUGUUUGCUUUGGUAAUACUAUUUUUGUUGUCGUCGUUUAUUUUUAUUUCUGCCAGACUCUUGCAUUAGGUUGGGGCAAUGAGGGGUCUAUUCUAAUCACGUUAGGCUCAUUUAGAUCCAUUAUAGGAUCAACGAGUCAUAUUGCUUUUUCUAGGGUGAUUGGCUCUAAGUCUGGUUUGAGGGUCGGUGGUUGGAAGUGGUCCUUUUAUCUUCUUGUUCCCUUGCUCAAUGCUUUGAUAUUAAUUUAAGCCGCCUUGGUCCAAAAAAAAAAAAUCAUCCUUUGAAGGUGUAAUUGUGAGAAAAAUUGAAGUUUGAGUCUAUUUUUAAUAAAAGUGAAGUAUGAGAUAGAUUUGUGAAUUUCAUGAUAGUUGGGGUUACAUUUAGCUAAUAAUUAGGGGUGGGAUAAACCGAACCGAAACCCGGAAACCGGCCCUGGCCUGACCCAAAUUAUGAUAUCGGUCCGGGGUUUUUCUUUUUGACCGGCCCGAAUAAAAAAUAUCCGGACCAAACCCGAAAUUUCGGUCUCAUUAACGGGCUCUAAAAUCUAUAACCCGGCCCGGACCGAAUAAAAAUCCGAAACAAUUAGAUUUAAUAUAAAAUCAAUAAAAUAUACCAAUAUAAUUUAUAUAUUAAUUCCUAAUAUAUGAUUAUAAUCAUGAUGGACGAAAAAAUGACUUAAUAACUAUUAGUGACUACAAAUAUGUUCAAUUUAUUUACUGUAAUGACCAUGAAAACAUAUUUAUAGUAACGUAGUCACAUUUUGAUCCAUAAAGUUUAUUUCAUAACAUUUUUAGAACACUUAUAUUAUUUAUUUUUAUGCAUCUUAAACAAAAUAUUAUGAUAAUUGUCUUCUUUGGAUUUGAAUUCUUGGUGAUUUUGGAGACUAAUAUUUGUGCUUUUUAUUAAUUUUAUUUGCGGUUUGUACUUUUUUAUUAAUUUUAUUUGAAAAUAGAUUUUAAAAUAUAAAAGAAAUAUGAGUGAUUUCAGAUUCGGGCUUGAACCGGCCCAACCCGAACCUGGACCGAACCCGGACUACAAAAAACCUGACUCGGACCUAAUAUAGUGAGCUUUGUUUCGGUCCCUAAUUUUCAUAACCCGAUACCUUACGGGUAACUUCUGGGUUUAGCAAAAACACGAACCGGACCGGACCGAUCCCAUCCCUACUAAUAAUCCAUAAAACAUCUAUGGACAAAAUUGUGACUAUAAGUUAUUAUGCAUAAGUUUAUAGUUGCUAUGAUUAACAUUUGAAUACAAUUAUAAUCACUAAAGUUACAAGUCACAUUUUUGUACACUAUUUUUAUUGUGGUUGUUGGGAUAUUGACCCGGAGGCCCAAUACCCGGAUUAAAAAGGCCCAGGAUAUCCAACCCAAACAACGAGUCCACUACCCUAUGAUGAGUAGGCCCGGUGAAGAAUCCAUACCGAACGAAGUUCGGUCCAAGUAGAGGCCGGCCCAGAAAGCAGAAAUACCGAACGGAGUUCGGAUCAUACAUCAUACUUGGGCCAAUUUGACAGCGUCUUCCGCAUGGUCCAGCAUCCCGUUCGAGCAACGGACAACCAGCAAGUGGCCAGGUGCAUUUAAUGCCAGAUUUGUGACAUCAGCAAGUGGAAGCAUGGGUGAUCAAGUCGGUGGAACAACGGUCAAUCAGCAUAGAGCAACCCAUGCUCUCCAUUAGUAUAAAUAGAAAGUUUAAUAUCAUUGUAAGGGUUAGCAUUUUGAUACUCAAGCUCUAGAAUAGCAUUCGUUGUAAUCAAAUAGGUUAAUUAAUACAAGUGGGCUUUUGAGCAUUCGUUGAUUC